This is a messenger RNA of Cololabis saira (Pacific saury), 3651 nucleotides long. It is a transcript of the gene dcaf6, whose product is annotated as ddb1 and cul4 associated factor 6. Lineage: Eukaryota; Metazoa; Chordata; Actinopteri; Beloniformes; Belonidae. The transcript is spliced from 21 exons. Gene Ontology annotation, molecular function: protein binding. Gene Ontology annotation, biological process: positive regulation of transcription by RNA polymerase II. The record is from RefSeq and is a predicted model, not a curated record. Bases 249 to 3224 code for a protein of 991 amino acids. Gene Ontology annotation, cellular component: Cul4-RING E3 ubiquitin ligase complex; cytoplasm.
GACAGCUGGAGCACUAAUAGAGCAGCUAAGGCUAGCAGGGCAGAGAGUUUCGGUCUGCAGACCCGGGACGGUCGGGCUGCCUCUGCUGGGGGGGAAACAAAACCACACACUUCACCUCCAGCGAUGAAUAAACCCGGCGCUGUCGACAAACGAGCACCGACGUGGACGUAAAAGCGACUGCAAAUGACAGGCGGCGUCGUCAGGAGGGCGAGCUCCGUCUAAAUGUUAUUGUCAAUUAAAAGCCAUAUAUGGUCAUAAUGUCCUGUACUGGCAACCUGGUUUGGGAUGUGAACAAACGCUUGAUUGGAUACAGCGAGCCUAAUGCCAUCAGGACCAACUAUUUAGGUAGAAGAGAAUUCGUCCAGAGGCUAAAACUCGAGGCCACUUUGAAUGUACACGAUGGCUGCGUCAACACAAUAUCCUGGAACGACACGGGUGAAUAUAUCCUGUCGGGGUCGGACGAUACUUUCUUGGUCAUCACAAAUCCGUACAACAAAAAGGUCAAGAAGUCGAUACGUUCAGGUCAUCGGGCCAACAUCUUCAGCGCCAAGUUCAUGCCCCACACCAACGAUCAGGAAAUCAUCUCGUGCUCCGGCGACGGCAUCAUCUACUACACGCACACGGAGAAGAGUCCCGACUACAACAGACAGUGUCAGUUCACCUGCCACUACGGAACGGCGUACGAGAUUAUGACCGUCCCCAACGACCCCUACACGUUCCUGUCAUGCGGCGAGGACGGCACAGUUCGAUGGUUCGACCUGCGGACGAAAACCAGCUGCACUAAAGAAGACUGCAAAGAUGACAUCCUCAUCAACUGUCGAAGAGCAGCCACCUCCAUAUCCAUCUCUCCUCUGGUGCCGUACUAUCUGGCCGUCGGGUGCUCAGACAGCUCAGUACGGAUAUACGACCGACGCAUGCUGGGUACCAGAGCCACAGGUAACUACAUGGGCCGGGGAACGACGGGCAUGUGUGUGCGGUUCGUUCCCACCCACCUCUCCAACAAGUCCUGCAGGGUGACGUCUCUGUGCUACAGCGAGGACGGUCAGGAGGUGCUGGUCAGCUACUCCUCCGACUACAUCUACCUGUUUGAUCCCAAAGACGACCAGGCCAGAGAGCUCAAGGGCCCGUCGGAGGAGAGGAGGGAGGAGCUGAGGCAGCCUCCAGUGAAGCGACUCCGUCUGCGAGGGGACUGGUCUGACACCGGACCCCGAGCCCGUCCUGAGAGCGAGAGGGAGAGGGAUGGAGAACAAAGCCCAAACGUGUCCCUGAUGCAGCGGAUGUCGGACAUGCUGUCCCGCUGGUUUGAGGAGGCCAGCGAGGCCCAGAACAGCAGAGGAACCCGGCCUCAGGCCCGACCCAGAGGCACAGCCAUCCGACCCGAGGGAGUGUUAAACACUCCCGCCGCCCCAACAGCAGACUCCAGCCAGGGGUCAAGCGCCCCCGAGAGGAGCACCGGGGCGGACACCGCGGAGGGAGCCGCCAGUCCCGCCGAAGCUGCCGCCACGCCUAAACCCGCCUCCUCUUCCUCCUCAGGAUCAUCGUCCACCACAGUCGCGGCAACUCCCACCGCCAGCUCCUCUUCAACGGAGAGCUCAGUCCCUUCCUCGUCCCCCACCACAACCUCCCCCUCCGGCUCGGAGCCGAGGAGUCAGCCCAGCACGACGGCGACGCCCACAACCAGUGCCACGCCCACGUCUGAACCUGCCCUCUCAGAGUAUGGCCCCCACCGGUUGCCCAUAAGUUUAGUGUGUAGGCGUUUGCAGCGGCUGCUCCGGCUGGCCGACCCCCCCGGACAGGGUCAGCGCGCCGCCCCGUCCUCCUCCCCGGCGGCGUUUGAGAGACGGCCACAAAGAAGCGCUAACGCUGCCGCCACCGCUGUCGCCAAGCAACCGUGUACAGAUUCCCCCUCGUCUGUGGUAAACAAACAGCUGGGAUCCAUGACUCUUGAUGAACAGCAGGGAGCUGCAGGAGCUGCAGGAGCUGCAGGAGCUGCAGGAGCUGCAGGAGCCGCAGGUUCAUCUCACGACGACUCCCCUCCUGCAGCAGCGGCCAGCAGCCCUCCCACCUCCUCAUCCUCCAUCUCCUCCACCUCCUCCUCCACCCUUGCAACCAGCAGCCGGUCAAGUGCGGCGGAGCCCGUCCUCAGCUUGCACUACAGCUCGGAGGGAACCACCACAAGCACCAUAAAGCUGGACUUCACAGAUGAGUGGAGCAGCAGCACAUCCACCUCGCUGGGCAGCACCAACCCCAAAACGCUGGCGACCGCGGCGCCACCGAGCAAAGAGAGUCUGUCCACGGAGAGCUUGGUAUCAGAACCGGGCCGCUCCGAGUCUUCCUCGCAGCAGAGUCUGCCAGCCGCCGCCGCUGCAGAGCCUCCGUGUGGCGCCUCCUGCUCCGGCGCCGUCAGCGGCCCGGCGGGCCCCUCCGACGGGACCAGCACGACGUCCUCGCCGCGGGACCGGGGCCAGCCCGAGGGGUCUGAGGACACGACCGGGGGCUGCAGGAGAGCAGAACCCUCUGGGGAGGGAGAGGAGGGCCCGACGCAGCCGGCGCCGAGCAACCAGGACUCGGACGACAGCGACGACGAUCCCAUUCUCAUCCCGUCAACCAGGUUCAGAGGGCAAGGACAGAGAUUUAGUUCCCGAGGAUCCGCAGUAGGAGAUAGAAUGAUCAGACGCUCAGCUGCAGCUCGGAUCCAGGAGCUGUUUCGUCGGAGGAAAGAAAGAAGGGAGAUGGAAGAGAGCGAGACCCAGAACAUCAGGCGGCCCACGGUGAAAAUGGUCUACAAGGGCCACCGUAACUCCCGGACGAUGAUUAAAGAGUCGUGUUUUUGGGGCAACAACUUUGUGAUGAGCGGCUCCGACUGCGGACACAUCUUCAUCUGGGACAGACACACGGCGGAGCACGUCAUGCUGCUGGAGGCCGACAACCACGUGGUCAACUGCCUGCAGCCGCACCCCUACGACCCCAUUCUGGCCUCCUCCGGGAUAGACUACGACAUAAAGAUUUGGUCGCCGCUGGAGGAGUCGCCAUCGUUCAACAGAGGCCUCGCCGCAGAGGUAAUAACGCGGAACGAGCUGAUGCUAGAAGAAACGAGAAACACAAUCACAGUGCCGGCCUCUUUCAUGCUGCGAAUGCUGGCCUCCCUCAAUCACAUCAGAUCAGAUCGACUGGAGGGCGAUCGCUCCGAAGGCUCGGGCCAGGAGAACGAGGACGAGCAGUAGACAGGUGGCAUUUUAUUUAAAAAAAACAAACAAAAAGAAUAAAAAUAACUAUUUGUCAUUGCUGUAUAGCACUUGAAAAAUACCUGAGAUUUGUAUUAGUAUAGUAUAAAAUAAUUUGUAAGAUUAGUGUCAUUUCUAGCCUCCUGUGUGUUUGUGUGCGUUUUUUUUAAAGAUGACUUUCUUACUGAUGUUUCCGUAUCAGGAUUACUACAUCUGUGUGAGUGCUAUCAGGGCGUCAGUACUUGUAUAGGUUAAGUUUUAGAACAAUGGCGGCUGGUGUGAAAGGAUGUUAAGUGCAAUAUUAUUUCCGUGAGAGAAGCAGGUGUUUGAUCAGUGUUAACGUUUGACAUUUUUGAAUUUGUUGCAAAAAACGAUGUUGAUGUGCUGCCACGGCAGUUCAGCAUGUGAAUACAGACUUUAAGUAAAA